UCUAUAUGUAUAAUUACUUAUAAUGUUACUCUCUUAGUUUCUCUUAAAAAAUUUGUAUAAAUAAGACUUUGAAUAAGGCCAUAAGCCAGUCAUUCUUUUGAUUUACAGCGUACCUCAUACAUUUUUCGAACUAAUUAAAAUCACCCCAUUGAAAAUAAUAUAUUUCGGUGUUGUCUUUCAUUUUAUCUGGAACAUUUUUUUAACAUUUGGUGCCGAAACCCGGGAAGAGAGACGGGAAUUAUUCGUUGUAGCAAUGGAGGUGAUAACGCGCGGUACUUUCCGAACAUCGUUGACGAAAAUUGUAAAAGCGGCGUCAGAAUAUUUGGAAACAGAGUGUCAUUUAAAUGAUGAAAACGCGAGUCGGUUCGAAGAAUUCGAGGAAGAACUCGUAACUCUUACUGAACGUUUGACAGCGGUCCAUGAGAAGCUUCGCGAUGCGGAUAAGCAAGUGGUGGCUAAGAAUUUAAUCAAGCCCGAAGAUCAAGAGAGAGAGUUCGAUAGGAUGGCGGAAUACGAGGACACGGCAAUCACGCAUUUAGCCAAGCUAAAUAAUCGCCUACGGAAAUUGCGUCUCAAGCAAAAUCCACUCAACAAUCCAGCCGACACCAUAAACCACAAUAGUUCGAUUCCCCUUGUUGCACCAUCUCAUAAAAGCAACAUACGUCUUCCAAAGCUGCAAUUGAAAAAAUUCGAUGGCAAUAUGCGCGAUUGGAUGCCCUUUUGGGACCAAUUUAAUAGCGCCGUUCAUCAAAAUAAUCAACUGUCGGCAGCCGAAAAAUUUAAUUAUCUUGAGGAUGUGCUGAGUGGGGCGGCGAAGAAAGCUAUAUCUGGUUUUACUGCUACAUCAUCAUGCUACGAUGCAGCAGUUGCAUUGCUGUUAGAACAGUAUGGUGAUACUGAAAAGCUAAUUGACAAUCACAUGCAAAAAUUAAUUUCUCUGAGUCCAGUUACGGUUAAAUCAGAUGUUGUGGGUUUGCGAAAUUUAUACAAUCACGUUUCAACUUCUAUACGUUCUCUUACAUCACUACAAGUCGCUCCACAGAGAUAUGACGUCAUGUUAAAAUCUAUUCUCUUACGCUGCCUACCACCAGAUAUGCGAAUUGAUUACCACAGGAGAAAAAACGGAGAUAGCGGAACAUGUAAAGACGAUGAAGCAGCUGCAGCAGAGACCAGUCAACACAGUGACGAUGCUUCUGAAACACAAACUUCGUUAGGCAUGCAUGACCGUGGUGUGAACAAUAUAUUGCGAUUUCUCAAGAAAGAGGUAGAAGCAUUAGAGAGAAGCAGAGUCACCACCACCAUACCAUCAACACGUACGCAUACAAAGGCAUCCCCAACAACUGCAGCGAGUCUGAUAGGAACGAAGUCGGAAGAGAACGACAAUUGUUUGUUCUGCGAUUCUAAUACUCACCAGACAAAAAAUUGUGAAUCAGUGUCUGUGCAGCAAAAAAGAGAUCUUAUUCGAAAAGACAACCGUUGCUUUCGUUGUGCAAAAAAAGGUCAUAUGUCCAGAAAAUGCCGCAGUAGUAGGUUUCUUAAAUGCACAAAGUGUGGUGGAAAGCAUAUACCUUCGUUGUGCGAGAAGAAGAAAGAAAUUAAAGAAUCGAAAGACGAGAUCAGUUAUGCUACGAGUAUGUGUGUGCAAAAUUCCGUUGACUGUGUUUUUCUUAAAACGGCUCGUUGUAUCGCAGUUGGGAAUAAAGAACAAAGCAGAAUUUUGCGAGUUGUAAUUGAUGGUGGAAGUCAACUUAGUUUUGUUAAGGAAAGCGUGGCUAAAAAAUUAAAUCUUUUAAAGCAAUACAAAACAGUACAGUUGUCCGUGAUGCCUUUUGGAACUAAGCAAAGAACACCAACUAAAUCUUUUAAGAAAAUUAAAUUGCGAGUCCAAAGUCAGUACGCGGAAAAAAUUAUCGAAAUUGAGGUUGUCGUUGUACCCGAGAUUUGUGCCAAUGUGCUAAGCGCUCCAGACCCACUUUGCAAAUCAUUUUGUGGAUUAAAACUGGCUGAUUGUGUCGUCGCAAAUCUCGAAGUUGAGGAAGAGAUUAGUCUUUUAAUCGGUGCAGAUCAUUAUUGGUCUGUUGUUACGGGGAAACAAGAGCGCUUAUCAAGUAGUUUGCGAGCGGUAGAUACGGUUUUCGGUUGGACGCUCCAAGGCACUCACCCGAAUAAAAUGCGUGCUGAGAAAAGUAGUGUUGUGCAGCCGUUGGUAAUUUGCAAUGCCUGCACCACCAGUGAGCAGGAUUUUGCAGCGCUUUGGGCAUUGGAAUCCAUCGGGAUUUUAGGAGAAGCACCAGAGAGAGAGCGCCUAACCGAGGAAAUGACAAGCAAGUAUAUCAAACGAGUCGGCUGUCGUUAUAAAGCCAGCUUGCCAUGGAAAGAGCCGAAUGUUGUGUUUGACAGCAACAAAAGUAUUGCGGUAAGUCGUCUCAAUAGUUUGUUUCAUCGUCUUUCUAGGAAUCCUAGCAAGCUCCAAGAAUACCAUGACAGCAUUCAAAAGAUGGUAGUCGACGGAAUAGCUCAAUGUGUUACACCAACUUCAUCGGCAAAACGGAUCAUUUAUUUGCCUCAUCGCCCCGUGUACAAAGAGGACAGUACGACAACAAAAAUGAGGAUUGUGUUUGACGCUUCCAGUCAGACAGAAGGUUGUCCAUCUUUAAACGAUCAGCUUUUGACUGGUGCAAAUUUGUUACCUGACAUUUUGAAGACGCUUCUGAACUUUCGGCUUGGCAAAGUCGGUCUUGUUGCUGAUAUAGAGAAGGCGUUUUUGCAAAUCCUGUUGAACGAAGCUGACCGAGAUGCCCACAGAUUCAUUUGGUAUACAUCACCGCAGAGUGCAUCAUCGCCAUAUCAAGAGUACCGAAUGACUAGGGUCACAUUUGGUGUCUGUAGCAGCCCGUUUCUUCUAACAGCUACCAUCCGUAGUCAUUUGAGUCAGGAAAAGAAGAGGUUUCCGAGGACUUGCCAAAUGCUUGAAGACAGUUUUUAUAUGGAUGAUCUUGUCAUGAGCGUGAACUCGGAAUCAGAAGGUGAACGAGUUUGGCGAGAGGCUACCGACAUCAUGAGCAGAGCUUCUAUGAACCUCAGAAAAUGGCAUUCAAAUAGUGCUGCUAUUCGGAAUGUAAUCACAGCAGAAGAUUUGCCAACACACCAGAAAGUUUUAGGCCUUAUUUGGAUGGUCUACAGCGACGAAUUGUCCGUGCCUUUGCAAUCAGUCCAAAGUUUCAUCGAACUUCAUUCAUCUCGAGGAUCCAAGCGAAAUAUUUUGUCAGCAUUAGCUCGCAUUUACGAUCCUUUGGGUAUAAUUAGUCCAACCAUUAUAAAAAUUAAAAUAUUAUUCCAGGGAACUUAG
Eupeodes corollae is the source of this 3349-nucleotide messenger RNA. RefSeq lists its product as uncharacterized. The record is from RefSeq and is a predicted model, not a curated record. Gene Ontology annotation, molecular function: nucleic acid binding; zinc ion binding. Bases 254 to 3349 code for a protein of 1031 amino acids. NCBI's taxonomy places the organism in Eukaryota, Metazoa, Arthropoda, Insecta, Diptera, Syrphidae. The transcript has a single exon.